This is a messenger RNA of Castor canadensis (American beaver), 1097 nucleotides long. Lineage: Eukaryota; Metazoa; Chordata; Mammalia; Rodentia; Castoridae. The record is from RefSeq and is a predicted model, not a curated record.
AGGACCUCACUGGCUGGUCAGAGGUACUCUGAGCUCUCACAGCUGCCCAAAGCCUCAGUCUGCCUCCUGCUGCUCUUGUCCGUGAGUGGUGAUGGAAAACCUGAGUGCUGCCACUGCCUCAGGCGGGGCUCUCUGGACCCUUCUCCUGGCCACACUGGGCUCCACUGCUGGCCAGCCGCUGGGGGAAGAGUCUGUCUGCACAGCCCGGCCUCUGGCCAAAUACAGCAUCACCUUCACCGGCAAGUGGAGCCAAACAGCGUUCCCCAAGCAGUACCCCCUGUUCCGGCCCCCUGCGCAGUGGUCCUCCCUGCUGGGGGCAGCUCACAGCUCUGACUACAGCAUGUGGAGAAAGAACGAGUAUGCGAGCAAUGGGCUGAGGGACUUUGCAGAGCGCGGCGAGGCCUGGGCACUGAUGAAGGAGAUUGAGGCAGCAGGAGAGAAGCUCCAGAGUGUGCACGCGGUGUUCUCAGCCCCUGCCAUCCCCAGUGGCACUGGUCAGACCUCCACGGAGCUGGAGGUGCAGCCCAGGCACUCGCUGGUGUCCUUUGUGGUACGCAUCGUCCCCAGCCCCGACUGGUUUGUGGGCGUCGACAGCGUGGACCUGUGUGAGGGAGGACACUGGAAGGAGCAGGUAGCCCUGGACCUUUACCCCCAUGAUGCAGGGACAGACAGUGGCUUCACCUUCUCCUCCCCCAACUUUGCAACCAUCCCACAGGACACGGUAACCGAGAUAACAUCUUCAUCUCCCAGUCACCCAGCCAACUCAUUCUACUACCCACGGCUGAAGUCCUUGCCUCCCAUUGCCAGAGUGACCCUGGUACGGCUCCGGCAGAGCCCCAGGGCCUUUUUUCCACCUGCUCCAGACUUGGCCAGCAGGGGCAAUGAGAUCGUCGACAGCCUCUCAGUUCCAGAAACACCGCUGGACUGUGAGGUUUCCCUGUGGUCAUCCUGGGGACUAUGUGGAGGUCCAUGUGGGAAGCUGGGAGCCAAGAGCAGAACUCGCUAUGUCCGUGUCCAACCUGCCAACAACGGGACCCCCUGCCCUGAGCUUGAAGAAGAGGCAGAGUGCAUCCCUGAUAACUGUGUCUAAAUCCAGA